Messenger RNA from Hyaloperonospora brassicae, 945 nucleotides. The record is from the annotation of a GenBank genome assembly. NCBI's taxonomy places the organism in Eukaryota, Oomycota, Peronosporomycetes, Peronosporales, Peronosporaceae.
AUGCGGCUGUCCUUCGCACUGGCUGUGCUGCCUGCACCCGCACUUCACAGCCCUCGCGACCCCCUCGAGUCGGUGGCCGUACCCUACGCCGCGUCCCUCCGUAGCCUCUGCCUCGUCGUCACGAUCGCGGUCCUGCUCACGUCCGCGUACCUCCUGCCCCACUGGCUGCUGCGCUGUCUCAAGUGGCAGUCGCACCCGUCCGUGCUCUGGAGCGUCUCGACGUCGGCGCGCGUCUGUUCGCUGACAGUCGACGACUCGCCGUCGCCCGCGACGCCCGCGAUCCUCGACGUCCUGCGCGAUCACGGCGUCCGAGCCACGUUCUUUAUCAUCUCGGACUUUAUUCCCGGCAACGAAGAGGUGCUGCGACGCAUCGUGCGCGAGGGCCACACGCUCGCGAACCACCUCACGGAAGACCGCGCCAGCAUCCUGGACGAGCUCCACGUGUUUGAGCACAAGCUGCUGCAGUGCGACCGCGCGAUCGACCACUUUCAACCCGCAGCCGAUCAUGACGACGACGACGAGCUGCUCACGCCACUGAAGACGCAGCAGCUGUUGCCAGCACAGGGUCGACCGACGAAGGCGCGGCGGAAGGCGAACGCGACUAACGGGACAAGAGAAGACGACGCGGGUCGGCCGAGAAGCAAGUGGACGCGUCCAGCCUCGGGUUGGUUCACGACACCCAUGCGAGAGAUUCUGACGCGUCAUAAGUACCGCAUCUGUCUGGGCAGUGUGUACCCGCACGACGCGCAGAUUCGAUCGGAGACUAUCAACUCGAUCUUUCUGCGGGCGCGAACAAGCUGCGGGUCUGUGAUCAUUGUGCACGAUCGGUCGUGGACAAUCGGUGUCUUGAGGACAGCUCUUCCUGUGCUGACGCGCAGGUUCACGUUCGUGAGUCUAGACGAGCUCUUGUUGUAUCACGAGCCCAAACCUGAGAACAAACGGUAG